GAGAAUGUGAGGAAAGGUGUUCUUUCAAUGGAAGGUUUGAAAUAUGCCAUUUAGGGAACCUUGGCUACUUCACACUUAUGUAAUGCAGUUUUUUAGAAUGGAUUGGGGAGAAGGAUAUUCCCAUAAUUCUUUUAACCUACAUUGUUUGUUAAAUUCACUUCCUGGAGAUUCGGAGUUUAAGCAGAUCUUCAGUGACAUUGAUGAAAAGAUACAACAAAAUGCUACAAGCAUAGAACAUUGCAUUGAAGAAAUACAAUCUGAAGUUAACAAGCAGUGUCCAGAUGUGCAGCUGCAAACGACAACUGACUGUUUUGAGUGGCUAGAUAACUAUAAUUAUAAUUCAUCCAAGUCACCUUCCAUUCCCCAUGGAGAUUUGAUAAAAUUCCUCAAAACACUGCAUGAUUCAUUGACGAGUGAACUAAAUCAAGAAGAAAUGAUACUGGAUUUACUUUGGGAUCUCUCCUGCCGGAGCAGCAUUUCAUUCCCAGCAACUCUAAGUGGGGCAUCUUUCCAUUUUCCCUCCAGAACUUCUCUUCAUUCUGUCGAAGAUGAUUCCUCCAUGGAUCUAAAGUCUAUCUGGGAUAACAUAAGACUACAUCUCCGACGCUUCUUAGUGAGCAAAUUACAAAGCCAUAAUGAAAUCAUCAAUCCACAGCACAAAAUUUGCUUGAAAAAGCAGUGCCUACGACAACUGCUGUUUCUUUAUCCGGAAUCCGAAGUCAUAAUCAAGUACCAUGGCAUACAGAUCAAACUGUUGGCUGAACUCCUGCAGAACUGUUUUCCUGCUUAUAGCAGAGAGUCGAAUUUAGAUGUAAUGGCUUGUGGAUACCAAAGUACAAUGCUUAAGUUAUAUUCCAUGAUAAAAGAGGAUUUUAACACACUACAUGAAAUUUUAGCUCCCACCUCAACAGUGAAAUUCAUUAAAGAAACUUACCUGGAUACUGCUGCAGAAGAAACGGCAAAGUUUCUUGGAAAUUUUUGUGAGCUGCAGUUCAAAGAAAGUGCCUUCCGUGUGACUAAAACAAGCAAGCGCUCCAGCAGACAUAGAGGAGCAGUGCAUGCCUUGGGUUAGUGAUUUUUUAACUUUGUUCGGUUUGACUUAAGCCUUUUCAUGCCUUUAAUUUGUUAACAUUUUUCUCUUUGAUUAAACUUACUGCAGUCUCGAAACUAAAUCAGAAAAUAAAUAUUACAAAAUUUUGCAGU
Suricata suricatta (meerkat) is the source of this 1203-nucleotide messenger RNA. RefSeq names its product KIAA0825 ortholog. The transcript has 4 exons. NCBI's taxonomy places the organism in Eukaryota, Metazoa, Chordata, Mammalia, Carnivora, Herpestidae. Bases 44 to 1072 code for a protein of 342 amino acids. The record is from RefSeq and is a predicted model, not a curated record.